Molecule: messenger RNA, 582 nt
Organism: Durusdinium trenchii
Lineage: Eukaryota; Dinophyceae; Suessiales; Symbiodiniaceae
Source: the annotation of a GenBank genome assembly
AUGAACGGCAAGGCAGCCGCUGGCCAAGAUGGAGGAGGAGCACCUUCGUUGUGGCAGCGGCUCCUCAGCCCGACCUGUCGCUGUUGCAAGACAGAUGGUGAGCAUACCGUGGCAGAUGGGGACGAUGUGCCGGCGCAGAUCGCCGACUGCGACGACGAGUUGAAUCGAGGACUCAGCAAGUCAGCUCCGAAGGUGGACGGCAAGGCGGACUCCAAAGAGUGCGUCCGAGGAGACAAGCGGCGGUGGACUGACACCUCCCUGGCCUCGAACACGGACCGGAAGGAGAUCGGACUCUCGUUGAACGAGUUCGCGAUUGUCCACCGAGCAGCUCGAAGUCUUCAAAAGGCUGUCGGUGUGAGUGACGAGCCGACUGCGCGGGACCUGGAUCGUGGUGUGCACGUGGAGAACAUCUAUGACUUCUAUGAUCCAGAAGUUCAUAAAGUGCGAGUGAGGAAGAUGGACGACACGGUGCUCCACACCCGAACCACACAAGCGCGGCACACCAACAUGAGUCUAGCAGUGACGUUGCAGAGACUGAAGGAGGAGCCGGGAGCGAUCCCAGACCCAUCCAUGGUUUCAUAG